Bradysia coprophila is the source of this 1005-nucleotide messenger RNA. Its product is annotated as cuticlin-1. NCBI's taxonomy places the organism in Eukaryota, Metazoa, Arthropoda, Insecta, Diptera, Sciaridae. The record is from RefSeq and is a predicted model, not a curated record.
UCAGACCACUUAUGAGUCAGUCUGGUUCCAUAUGUGUCUUGUUGAACUUGCGCGUUAUUAUUUUUAUUGAGUUUGACUUUAAGUCUUUACGGUCGUGCUGAAGUUAUAAUUAAAUUUGAUCGAAAUGUGGAAAUCGGUUGUUAUGGUGGCGCUUUUAAUUGUUAAUUUGUCGAACGUUAGAUGUAAUGGCAAGAAAGAACAAAUAUGGGAACAAGAUCUAGGGGACACUUUCAAAAUUGAUGCAUCUACCCAUGGUCUGCAAAAGGUGCAUUUAAAAUGUGGUGCCAAUUCAAUGCACGUCGAACUAGAAACCGAAGACAAUUUCACUGGAGUCAUGUACACCAGGGGCAGUUUUUACAAGCAAACCGCGCCAUGUUUUGUAAAGGCAAAGCCUGGCAGAGCAUCCCGAUCACUGAAGAUGAACUUUCCAAUCGAUCAAUGUCAAACCAUUCAGGAAGGCGAUGUCUACAGAAACGUUGUGGUUGUUCAGCACGAUCCAGAAUUGGUGACCCCUGGCGAUGCUGCGUUUGCAUUGGAAUGCGAUUUCCGAUCGCCACGCAGUGUAUCAGUCAGUGCCAAUAUACAAGCGAGAGAUGGUAAUAGAGAAGCGAUUGGUUCUAGAAUUACGUUAGCCAGUCCCGAUCCAUCUGCAACGGACACGACCAAUGAAAUAAAUUCCGAAUUCACAGUUUUUAAUAACUCGCACUCCGUCACCUUCACACCUUCCACUACAUCCAAGUCGCACAAAAAAGCACAGUUGGUUAAAGGCACAGUUGAAUCGGUGCACGUCCAUAAGGAACUCAAUGAUGAGUUAUAAAAAAAAAUCACGAGAAAUUUUAUGGAGCAUGGUAACAAAGGGUCUCUGGAUCAUCUGAUUAUCCGAAACUAGACUGCUGACACAGGAGACACACGCGCGGUGCUGUAAAUAGAUGUAUAAUUUUCUGUAUAUGUUGCGCUUUGACGCUGUAUACGGAUUGAUGAGUAAAAUUAUGUUGUUGCUGUUAA